AUGGCGGGCAGCGGCAGCUGGAAAACAAUUGCAUCAUUUACGACAACUACUCAUUUCGGCGUUAGUCACACCGGUGGUAUCUUCACGACGACGACGACGACGAACAUUGUCGCGCCUUCUGGUGACAUUAUAACUCGACAACCAGAGCUGGAUUCAACGAUUGUCGCCGACACAACGACCGUCUCAAACAUCAAUUUUGGCGUUUGGCUGUGUGGGGGAUGCGGCAUCAACGCGCAAUUGCACAACAAGGUAAAUGUGUGCGGUGGCACGGCGCUCAGCAUGGGCGAGAUGGUCCGCAAGAAUAGCCUUAUCGAACGACAACUCGAGAAGGAGAAGGUGCAUUUGAGGCGAACGCUGAAAAUCUUGCUGCUAGGCGGUCCCGAGUGCGGCAAAAGCACCGUGUUCAAACAGAUGCGCAUUCUUCACCUCAACGGCUUCUCCGAGCUUGAUUACGUCAAUUUUCGCUACCUCAUCUACAGCAAUAUUGUGCAAUCGAUGGAUCAGAUAUUGCGCGCCGCCGAGAAGCUCAAAUUCACGCCCGAUGAUAAUGAGGAAGUUCGAGCGGCUCUCAACUUUUUCGAAGCCUAUAAGAAGCAUGUGCGGCCGUCAGAAGUCGAGCUACCUCGCGAGUUGGCGAGCACGAUUCGAGUUCUUUAUGAUUCCGAAUUUGUCAAGGCGGUGCUCAGCCGAAAGAACGAGAUCGAUCUUAUGGAUUCGGCGACAUAUUUUCUUAACGAUAUUGAAAGGAUCGCGGCGCCCGACUUCAAAGCCACUCAAAUGGACGUUUUGAAGGCGCGCGUGCCGACGACGGGCAUCACCGAAAUCGAGUUCCCAUUCCGACAAGUCACACUGCGAAUGGUUGACGUCGGCGGUCAGCGAUCCGAGCAACGCAAAUGGAUACAUUGCUUCGACAAUGUCAACGGCGUUUUGUUCAUCGCCGAGAUCAGCGGCUACAAUCUCGUGAUGCAAGACGGCGAGAUCAAAGAGAAGGACGGCAGUCCGAAGAAUCGCCUACGAUACUCGAUGGAUCUGUUCAAGAGCGUCGCGAAUCAUCCAUGCUUCGGCAAAAAGACGGCGAUCAUUCUGUUUUUGAACAAAAUCGACAUUUUUCGCGACAAAAUCAACACGUACAAAUUGGAGACGUGCUUCAAAAAUUACAAAGGUUGCGCCCAAAAUUUCGAGUCAUGCGCCAACUAUGUGAAGGAGCGAUUCACCCGACAGGUCGGCUCAAGCAUUCAACACGAGAAGCCGGUGUACGCGCACUUCACCAACGCCACCGACACGCGCAACAUCGAUCACGUGUUCGACAGCUGCAUGGACGUCGUAUUCAAAAUCUCCAUGGAGAAGGUUGGAUUCAUUUUUGCGGUGUUCGAAAUUGCGAAAUGCGCCACGAAAGAGGCGACAAAGUCAGCACCAACAUCAAAAAAGAAUAAGAAGAAGAAGCAGAAGAAGAAGGCGCCGCCAAAAAUGGCGACACCAUCGCCAACCGUCAGCCAAUCGCCAAUGUUUCCGGCGGCGGUGACCAUCAGCGACGAAAAAAUAGCGGUGGCGGCAACGGCGGCGCCGCCACCGCCGCCACCACCAGCCGCUGUCGUCGUUGAAGCCGCGCCGGUGACGAAUAAGAAUCACGAUUCAGCGGAGACGGCGAAGAGCUCGAAGGCUGCCGCCAAAGAAAAAUCGGCUCCGCCGUCGGAUCAUCCACCGAAGACCGAUGAGAAGAAGGCGACGAAUGGCGAUGAUAAUUCGGAAAUCGAUUGGGGUCUCGGCCACCUCAAGAAUAAGCCCGAAGAGCCGAAGGCAACUCGACCAACAUGUUGUUUUUUGUAUUUCCAAAAAUGGUCUCUCUUUCAGACGGAUCUCGAAUCGCACGGCGAUGAUCUGCCGCCGGAAAGCGAGGAGCAGAAGAAGGAGCGAAAGCGGCGGAAGCGCGCCGAGAAGAACAAACUGCUCGCGCAAGCGCACCUCGAGAAAUCGGAUCGAGAGCUUUAUCAUGGGCAUUGA
Caenorhabditis bovis is the source of this 2001-nucleotide messenger RNA. The record is from the annotation of a GenBank genome assembly. NCBI's taxonomy places the organism in Eukaryota, Metazoa, Nematoda, Chromadorea, Rhabditida, Rhabditidae.